AUGAUGGUUCCGAGAGCCUUUAUGUUCAGCUCGGCACCGCCCCAGAAGACAAUGGCGCUUUACGGGAUGAGCGAGCAGAACUUGGAGAGCCGGCUUGCCCUCUCUCCUUCCAACAAUGCUGCCAACCUGGAGUUGAAACAUGCCGCCCCGGUAGUUAUUCCACCAAAACGUGGCUCACGUACCCCGAUGCGUCGAGAAACACGCUCGCGCACUCCCUUCAAGAUCUCUGAAUCCUCUCGCCGUUCAUCUUCCUCCUCGUCCAAUGAUCGCCCCCAGCGUCCAUCAGUGGCCUCAAUACUGGACGCUACUGAAAUUCGCGUUCCACGACGAAGUUGGUCCACUAGGAGGCCUCGAAAGCUCCCCCGGGGAAACCAUGUUGAGGAAUUCAGCCGGAUGAUGCAGGAAGGGCUCAAGUCCAAAGAAGAUGAUCUGCUGGGCGGUGCUGGCAACUCGCCUUUGGAUAUUCUUCUCAGUCCACCUGAUGAAGAUGACAAAUAUCCUGCGGGGAACGAAUCCGAACUGGAUACUUCCUUCUCGGCCCGGUCGAUUUCGAGUGACUCGGUGCCAUCUCUUGAUCAUGAUUUAAAUUCCCCUCCCAGUCUCCAGCUACCGCCGACCCCCGGCAGCCAAAGAAGCUCUUCUGAGCGACGGCUCCGAUACUCCCCUUCCGAAGACUGCGCCUACGAUCAUCCUCUUUUAGAGACGGCGAUCGAGGAAGGCGAGCUUGUCGAUCUAGAAAGCUAUGAGGAACCGAUAAUGCGUGACGCCGCGUCUACGAAGCAGUCUGCAUCAACUCGGUCCUUUCCUCGGCUUCGAUCUUCCUUCAAAUCCAACCUCACUGCAUCCCUACGGGCCAUUAAAUCCGCUGCUCAGUCUGUCUCGACCUUUGCGACACCUUCGGUCCAGCCGGAAGAUUUCCUGACGCGGUCUUUGUUCACAAUUGCCCCGGAGUUGACGGAUGAUCGUCGCCCCCCGCCUAUGCAAACCCCACCAUCCCCAGCCUUGCGACGUUAUCUCAACCCUACUCCGAUGUCUCCGGCGGACAUGUGUGUGUACCAUGAUCACCCGCACGAAACUGCCGAGUCGGUGCGUGCCUGUCCUGUGUCCAUCCAGAUGCAGACCUAUCGCCGGUCCCGCGGCCGUGGCCACCGGCGCAAUCAUUUCCACGUUGUCGCCCCGAAGAAUCGCGACCAUUACUACACGUAUGAUCCGGAGCUUCCGCCAAUGUCACGCCAACGGGAACCUCGCGAGAACAGCGACUUUCUCCGUAUGGUCGUUCUGGAGAUGAACAUGCGACGCAGUGGCAAACUUCGCGAAGAUAUUCCCACACGGGCUCGCAUCAUGCUUGCUCCGCGCAAGAGUAAUCCUUAUCGCCUGUCGGGUGACUACGAAGACGGCGACGAUGAUGACACGGUGCCUUCCCGUUGGGUGGGCAUCUCGGCUUAA
Molecule: messenger RNA, 1446 nt
Organism: Penicillium cinerascens
Lineage: Eukaryota; Fungi; Ascomycota; Eurotiomycetes; Eurotiales; Aspergillaceae
Exons: 1
Coding region: 1-1446 (481 amino acids)
Source: RefSeq, a predicted model, not a curated record